Messenger RNA from Camelina sativa (false flax), 1135 nucleotides. RefSeq lists its product as uncharacterized. Gene Ontology annotation, cellular component: spliceosomal complex. Lineage: Eukaryota; Viridiplantae; Streptophyta; Magnoliopsida; Brassicales; Brassicaceae. Gene Ontology annotation, biological process: RNA processing. The record is from RefSeq and is a predicted model, not a curated record.
ACCACACAUUUAAACCAGUCGUUAGCUUCAUAACUAAGUGAAACCUUCUGCUUUUCAUCUACAGGUCACACUAAUCUAAUAAUCUCAUAAUAACUCAUUCAGCAAAAUAGCUUAUAUCACAUUAACUGAAGAAUCUCAACACGAAUCGAUACCUUCCACCACCAAACCAAGAGUUGCAGAUCGGCGGCGGCUUAGCUUCACCGCAUCUCUCAUCCGUCGCCGGCAGUUUUACUUUUACUUUUCCGAUGGAAAUAAUUUUACAGUGUUUUGUUUGUCCAAAUGACUUAAUGGGCCAAGAAUGAGCUAUUGUAGCCCAUUUGCAUCUGUUUAAAGCACAUACAGAGUGAUGAUUGAGAGAGGGACUCUUCAUCAAAUUCCUUUCCAAUCUUGUCUUGGGGUUUUUUUUUUUUGUCUUUUACAUUUUCAUAUUAUUGUGAAAAAUUGGAGGAUAGUGAAGAUGAAGACGACGAAAGAAGGGAAUGCGAUGAACCCUACCGAUGCCAUCCGCAAAGAGCAACGAAAGAAAGACUUGAGACGUAACAAGAUAGAGAGAAAUAAAGUAAGAGAGGUGGGAAUUUUGAAGAAGGGUCCUGAACAAAUCAAGGAACAAAUCAGAAAACUCGAUAUGCCAACUUGUCUUAAUAUAUUACAAGAAAACAAAGCUGAGAAAGACACUCCCGUUCGUUACCAACUAACACGAGCUGAGAAAGACGCAAUCUUUCGCUCGGUAGUGCCAAUUCAGAAAGGACGAAGAUUUGGAGUCGGAUCCAUACCGUUUGAUGAAGAAGUGGGGCAAAGUUCAUACAAGAAAUCGUGCGAGGCAAAAUGGCGAGAAACUGAAGACAAUUAUCUCCAAACGCAAACCAUGCUUUCAGAGAUUAAGGCAAAUAUUAAAAAGUUGGAGUUGGAGCAUAAAUGCGAAGAUGUCGUCUUUUGGUGUAGUAUGAUGGCCCAACUUUAUCCAAAUUUGGUUCCACCAUCUCAAAGAAACAAAUCCGCCUCCACCGAGCCCGUUACUGAUUUGAAGUUGUGAUUUCAUUUUUAUUUUCUCUUGUUACUUUUGUUUUUAAUUUUCGUUGAACAAUUUUGUUUUCAUUUAUACAAUCUCAAACUCCUGCUACAUUCUAGCGAAAAA